Molecule: messenger RNA, 1731 nt
Organism: Armigeres subalbatus
Lineage: Eukaryota; Metazoa; Arthropoda; Insecta; Diptera; Culicidae
Exons: 2
Coding region: 237-1265 (342 amino acids)
Biological process (GO): DNA integration
Molecular function (GO): nucleic acid binding
Source: RefSeq, a predicted model, not a curated record
GUAACGCACAACAACCCUUCGGAAGUAAACAUCAAAUUCUAUUGCCGUCAUCUCACACUAUCUCGACUCUCUUGAUUCGUCAUUUACACGAGACCCAUCUACACGCCGCACCCCAGCUGUUACUCAACGUUCUUCGCCAACGAUACUGGGUUACCGGGGCCAGAAGUCUGGCCAAGAAGAUAAUCCAAAACUGCAUCUCCUGUGUGAAAUCUCGUCCGAAGCUUGUACAGCAGUUUAUGGCCGAACUCCCAAAGGAAAGGGUCACAGCAACACGACCUUUUAGUAUAACCGGUAUCGAUUAUUGGGGCCCAAUUCAACUUAAACCGAACCAUCGUCGUGCAGCGCCUUGCAAAGGAUAUGUCGCAGUUUUUGUUUGUUUCACGACGAAGGCUGUGCAUCUUGAGUUAGUAGGAGAUCUCAGUACAUCUAAAUUCAUUCAAGCUCUUCGACGCUUCGUUGCUCGCCGUGGUCUGUGUGCCGAAAUCUUUAGCGAUAAUGGCAGGAACUUUAUUGGAGCUGCCAACGAAUUACGCAACAUAAUAGAACGCAAGCAUCAUCAGCAGCUGAUCGCCGAAGAAUGUGCCUCUAAUGGGAUCCGAUGGCAUUUCAACCCUCCCAAGGCAUCUCACUUCGGGGGUUUAUGGGAGGCAGCUAUUAAUUCCGCACAAAAACAUUUUUUUCGAGUCUUGAGCAAUCACGUACUUGCAUCUGAGGACAUGCAAACCCUGCUUGCACAAAUUGAGUGUUGUCUCAAUUCACGACCACUUGUUCCGCUUAGUGAUGAUCCGACGGAUUUCGAAUCUCUGUCUCCUGGACACUUCCUUGUUGGUUCAUCCUUGAAAGCAGUUCCAGAUAUUGAUGUCACCACCAUUCCAACAAAUCGAUUGAGGUCAUACCAGCUGAUCCAAAAACUACUUCAACAAAUUUGGCAGCGAUGGCACGUUGAGUACCUGUGCACUCUACAGUCUCGUUCUAAAUGGACAAACCCUCCUGUCAAUAUCCAAAAGGACCAGCUCGUUCUUCUGAAGGAGGAAAACAUACCGCCCUAUCAUUGGCCGACCGCAAGAAUACUGGAAAUACAUCCAGGGAAGGACGGAAUCACUCGUGUCGUCACAAUAAAAACACCAACAGGGAUCUACACACGACCGGUUUCGAAGCUCUGCAUUCUGCCGAUAUCAUCACCCGAUGUCAACAACUCAAAGCCAUCAACAAGAAAUCAACAAGCCCGCACUAACCAGCAACCUACGCAACACAUUGACGGGUAAUACUUCAAUCCUAUUUUGAGGCACGGCAUCCGAUAGUAAUUCCAACGAAGAACACCUAAAAUAAAGAAAAUACAAGGUCCUUUAAUUGAAAGGACAAGGUAAGCACCUGUCCUAUUUGAUAAGCUUUCCUGAAACCCGCUACCGGGUCUAAUGUUUUGAUUCCAGCAAUGAGAUAACCCACCAAGCAUCGAAUGACGUGUCAACGGUCAACUCGAUCAACAAUCAAAAGAAGAAGAUGUCAUCAUCGACCUGAACAUCGAUUCAUCUGCCAGAAUCCAAUCUUCGAAGGGGCCAGGAUGUUCGCAUACGCGAGAAGCGACACCUAUCCGUGAGCAUGGAUCAUCUAUUGUCAGCGGCGAUUCCCUAGUUCGUCGAAAAUCGAUUCGAGGUAAAGCACCGAGAUGCGUUCUUUGACAUCCGUCGUCCAUCAAAAGACAAUGACACAUAUAAAAGGCGCCUUUGCAGC